AUGCACACGCAUUUGGCGACCCGAUUGAUGCAAGAUAGCUAUCCACUUCCUUGGCUGCAGAAGAAGUACCUGAUUGAACAGCUCCAGGGAGAGAAGAUUAUCUCCCGGAAAAAGGGCUUCACGGUGGACGCCUGCGUGGGGCCGGUGGAGGUGACCCAAGAGACUCCUCAGUUCCAGGGGCUACCAACGGGGGACAAGGUGGGAAGGGACGGGUACCGGGAAGUCCUUAUGACGGUCCUGAGUUCUCACCCCCGGUUGCAAGCGCGUUUGGACACUAAUGCAAUAUGGGUCGUGUACAAGCCACAGCUGGACUAUGGGACUUUUAGCUCAUGCCCCUGGAUAAGGGGUCCUUCGGCAUCCUCUGGGCCGUGGGGUGCAUGGGCAAAGGCUCGCUCGAAGCUAAGUUCAGGAUUCUCGCUUGAGCUGGGUCCUGGUAGUCAUGCCCUGUAUGCCAAGAAUCGGAUAUGUAGGAAGUCAGAGGGACAGGAUCUCAAAGAGACGUGUCGAUCAGCGUGUGAGGCCGCCUGCACUGAGGCGCUGGACAGCUACGGGCAGCAGGUGACCCAGGAGAGCGGCUUUGCGCUGCUGGCCAGUGAUAAGGCCCGCAUGGCGCGUAGCUGCACACGGAACUGCGCAUACGAAUGUGGGAAGCCGGGCAAGGCGUUUGAUUUCGUCAUACCUUACAGGCGUAGGAGGGUCACACAUUGGGAAGGGGUGCCUCUAACAGCUCGGCUUUCGGACAUGGACACGGGGGACCUGCUUGAGAGCUUGGUAGUGAAGACGGGGAGUUGGCUGGCAGCCAGGUUAAUCCAUCGGAAGGUCCGCAGCGGAUGCUUUGAAACAUGCGUAACAUAUACAGCUUCAGUGCCAACAGCAGGUCACCCUGGUAACUGGCAGUUCACAGGCUCUGUGUGUGUGUAUGUGGCACAGCUAGGGGAAACUCAUUGUAUGCAAUUACGGGAGCCAAUGAGCCAGGAAACAAUGUUGGGGUUCCUCGGAUGCAUGCGGAAGGAGUGUCCGCUUUGUAAAAACAAUCCGAACAAGAAAUGUCGUGAAGAUGACAACUUUGACGAGUGCUAUGCCGACGGGCAGGUGCUCAAAUCGAAAUGCGAGGCAGACGUGUAUUUGGAGCUGGUGAAUCUCCGCACAGGUGCCCCGGAGGCUUUGCCGGGGGUGGAAAUCGCGGUAUCCGUAAUCGAUGGCGAGUCGUACAACGAGAAUACUGCCGGGAAUUACAACCACAUAAAGGAGCUCCUGAAGAACGAUGAUGAAAGCAUUUUGCUGGGGGCGUACCAGGCUGGCGUGAAGGCCGAGUCUGACGGUCGUGUCUACCUGCGCAUGAAUGAAGGGCAGGUGAAGCUGCCUGACUUGUGCGUGACGGACAAGAACGACACCUUCCACCUCAAUAAUGAGACUUUCGGCACCUUCCGCCUCACGGCGCGUGCCGUGCGCCGAGAGGGCUACGGCGUUCUGACUCUGGUGGAGAACAUUCGGCCGGCGGUGUCGGGCCGCUUUAUCGUCAAGACGCAGCGUGCACUGAAUGACUACCGCAAGUCCGAGUACCCGCACUUCAAAGACGAGCUCACGAAGCUCAAAUUCAUCGGCAGCAUUACCGCACAGCGCCUGCGGGAGAUCCACCAGCACCUGGACUGCCCGUACAGCUCCAUUGAGACGGUGGAACAGCUGAAGCAGUUAAUGCUGUAUGCGGACCAGAACCGGCAAGUGGAGAACAAGUCCGUUCGCGACAUCGCGCUUUAUGCUCUGGUAUCCUGUACCAUAAAUGUCUGGGCACAGCAGUGGGCUCUUUUCCAAGUGGCAUAUCAGUGUCGCCGAUGUCGCCUAAACCCCACCUGCUCUGAUUCUCUGGAUUUCCUCCGGAGCCGGCAGAUGCUCGAGCUGCUCAACAUGAAGGGCAAGCACAAGCAUAAGUGGGACUACUUGCGGGAGGUGCUGGCGGAGCGAGUGGUGUACGAUGACAUGAUGCACCGUCUGUGGUACACUGAUGACAACAUGGUACAGGGCGUCAUCUUCGCAUGCAAACAAGGCCAAGUCAACAUGGACCGACCAAUUGGUCUCGUGCAGCGUGCGGCCACUGGCCGGCUGGUGGUUUCCAGCGGCCCUACAGGGCAGGACGCGGAGACACUGAAGCAAUGGCGCGGCCUGGCUGAGAGUGCGUGGCACACGCCGGGACACCGUGGAUGGGUCAUGGUGCAGGAGCAGCUGGAGAUGGCUAACGCGGGUACCGGUGGCACGUCCAUCCUGAUUGGGGCGGGCCCCAGCAUGAGCAUAGCGCCUGGCCCCAGCAUCUCCAUGGCUGACGGAAUGGACACUCAGAUGCUUGGCCGACGCGGAAGUGUGGGAAUGACUCCCCUAAUGCAUCCGGACUCGGCCCGGAGCCGCCGGUCCUCGGCCGUGAGCUACCACCAAGGGCCCGGCUCCCCGGAGUGCACACCUCAGGCCAUGUUCCAGCAGGCCACCAGCGGUUACGCGGAUAGCGGCAUGCAGCAGCAGCAGCAGCUCCAGGCGGUGGGGGCGCAGCAGUCGCAGCAGCAACAGGCACCGUUCCAGUUCACAGCGACCUCCUCACCAAUGUUUACGCAUAACAGCGCUGAUAGCCCUGGCGGUGGAGGCAGCUGCUUAAUGGGGGUUGCUGGCGGCGCGGGUGGGGGAAUGGGCGGCCUUGGUGGGCCGCCAGACCUGACCUUGCCGCCCCCGCCCGCGCGUUCCACCCGUUACCGGCGGCUGUCAGCGGACGCGGGAGCAUCGGUGCGGCAGCUUGCUAUGAUGCAGGCAGCUGGAAUGCAGCAGUCCUCUGUCGAGUUGCACCUUGACCUGACGGGGAAACGGUCCCGCAACUCGGCGCCUGGGCAUCAGAUGCUGGAGGAGUUGCAGCUGCAGCAGCAGCAGCUGGGCAUGAACGCCGAGAUGCAGGUCACGUCCAACAACCGGCAUGCGUUGUAUCACUUUGAGAGCCGGGGCCGCCACACGCCGCGCAGCCGGUUGAGCCAGGAGAUCAGCGACACGGUGGCCGCAGCGGCUCUUAGCGGGGUGCUGGAUGCGUCCGACAUCGAGGCGUACCUCGCGCAAAACUUCACAUUCGUCACCACCGGUGCUGAGCCCACUUACUCCGGCGGCAUCAUUGGGGCCGGUGCCGACCAGCGCGGGAUGGCAGGUAUGGCGGCCGCAAGCAACAGCAGCCUAGGGCUGGGCGCGGCCAGCCCCACCGGCAUUUCCGCGCCCCUCAUGCAGAUGAGCAUGCAACAUUCUGAUCAGCUGACAGGGCAAAUGCAGCACACGCUCAUCCUGAAUGACCCGUCCUCCCGCAUGGGCAUCGCGGGCUCGGGCUGCUCCAGCAUGCUGGGCCUGGACGCCCAACAGCAGCAGGUAGUACACAACCACAGCCACCAGUCCCAGCAGCAGCAACACUCCGGGUACGGCGUGGGCAUGGGCGCUGCAGGUGGAGGCGCGGGGGGUUCGGUCGGCAGCCGGUCGCUUCAGCACAUGGACUCCGGCAAUGUGAUGCUCAACCAGUCCAGUCGGGAGCUAAAGCGCUGCGAGAGCGAUUCCUUCAAGCGGUUCCUGGCUGUCGGCUUGCCGUUUUCCCCCAUGGAGGCGACACCGGAGGACCUCUUAGAGGGUCUACACCGUGACGCGGGUUUGAUUGGGGACACGCCGCGCUCUUACAUACGAGACUGCGUUCAUGUAGUGCUGCACGCGCUUUGUUUGUGGGGUCUUCAUUCUAUGGGAGCCUGUUGUCGUUCAGGGAGUCAUUUGGUUAACAUUGCGGACUCUAGCGGGUGUCCUCCCGGUCUUGACAUGACACACCAACCUGCUUCCGGGAAGCCGUAUCGAGAAGCAUCUGCUGUAGUUUAUCCUUUAAUAUUCUAUACGGCAGCGCGACAGGAUGCCGGGUUUUGA
This is a messenger RNA of Volvox carteri f. nagariensis, 3918 nucleotides long. RefSeq lists its product as uncharacterized. Bases 1 to 3918 code for a protein of 1305 amino acids. Gene Ontology annotation, molecular function: calmodulin binding; DNA-binding transcription factor activity; sequence-specific DNA binding. The transcript has 25 exons. The record is from RefSeq and is a predicted model, not a curated record. Gene Ontology annotation, biological process: regulation of salicylic acid biosynthetic process. Lineage: Eukaryota; Viridiplantae; Chlorophyta; Chlorophyceae; Chlamydomonadales; Volvocaceae. Gene Ontology annotation, cellular component: nucleus.